Messenger RNA from Armigeres subalbatus, 4854 nucleotides. RefSeq lists its product as uncharacterized. Gene Ontology annotation, molecular function: nucleic acid binding. NCBI's taxonomy places the organism in Eukaryota, Metazoa, Arthropoda, Insecta, Diptera, Culicidae. The record is from RefSeq and is a predicted model, not a curated record. The coding region runs from base 1 to 4854 and encodes 1617 amino acids. Gene Ontology annotation, biological process: DNA integration. The transcript is spliced from 2 exons.
AUGUCAUCGAUGGUUCCCACAUCUGUUCCCAACGUCGCUAAUCUGUCCGUCGCCCACGAUGUUCCCCGCCGACAACUAUUCGGUGGUCCAACCUCACAGCAACUCGCCGCCAGACACGUCGUGCCCAGAGAGCUUCCUGCUUUCGCCGGUGAUCCAGUCGAGUGGCCGUUGUUCCUGAGCUGCUAUCAAAAUACGACCGACAUGUGUGGCUAUUCCGAUGGCGAAAACCUUAUGCGGUUGCAGCGGUGCCUCAAAGGAAACGCGUUGGAGGCUGUUCGAAGCCAUCUGAUGCAUCCUACAUCCGUGCCGCUGAUCAUCGACACGUUAAAAACUCUAUACGGACGCCCAGAGCAGAUCAUCAAAUCGCUACUAUCCAAGCUACGUGCAACGCCAACCCCCAAGCCUGAACACCUGGAGAGCCUGAUCGGUUUCGGUUUGGCGUGCAAAAACCUUUGUAGCCACCUCCAAGCAGCGGGUUUUCACGAUCACCUUUCGAAUCCCUUGUUGCUUCAGGAGUUGGUGAGUAAAUUGCCAGCCACCCUCAAGCUAAACUGGUCACUCUUCAAGCGCCAACAUGUGAACGCCGAUCUUACUACGUUUGGCAACUACAUGGACCAGAUUGUGACAGCCGCCAGUGAGGUGACGUUUCUCUGUGAAGCAGAUGGACAUGGCAAGCAAGAAAAACCGAAGACGAAGGAGAAGAUGUUUAUGCACACUUCUGAGGAGAAGGCAGUGGAAAGUGUAGCAGCCAAUCACAAGGAGAACAAGCCGAAGCCGUGUGUAGCCUGCCAGAAGGACGGUCACAAAAUCAAGGAUUGCUACAGCUUCCGCAAGAUGACUCUCGAAGAUCGCUGGAAAUUGGUUCAGGAGCGGUUCCUCUGUCGUCGUUGUUUGGGUUCUCACGGCAGAUUCCCAUGCAAGGCAAGCAACUGUGGGGAGAAUGGUUGUGAGGAUCGGCACCACAUGCUACUACAUCCCGGGAAUCCACAAUUAUCUCGAGCAACCGAAAACCCAGCAACUACAAGCACAGUUACCGUUCAUCGUCAGCCCAAGCAAACCGUCCUGUUCCGGAUUCUCCCGGUGUCGCUACACGGGAAUGGCAAAACAAUCAGGACGUACGCCUUUCUCGACGACGGCUCAUCCAGAACUCUGGUGGAAGCGAAGGUAGCUGCAGAGCUCGGCGUGACCGGCAACGUACAUCCCCUCUGUUUGCAGUGGACCAGUGGAGUUGAGCGGGUGGAAGACGAAUCACAGCUGAUAAAGUUGCAGAUUUCGGGUACGACAAAUACCACAAGAUUCGACUUGAAGGAAGUGCAUACUGUGAAGAGUCUUAACCUUCCGGCCCAGUCAUUGGCCUUCAGUGAACUUACCAAUCAAUUUCCCCAUCUACAAGGACUACCUGUCCAAAGCUACGCGACCGCCGUUCCCACGAUCCUGAUCGGCUUGGAUAAUUCGUUUGUGAUGGCAACACGGAAAAGUAGAGAAGGAAUUAGAGGCAGUCCGAUCGCAGCCAAAACCAGGCUGGGCUGGACAGUCUAUGGAAGCACGUGCGGCGAAGUGGUCCAGUCCACCCAUCAGCUGUUUCACAUUUCCGUUCGUUCGCCCGAUCAAGAGCUCCACGACCUAGUGAAGGAGUUCUUUGCUUUGGAAAGUGCGGGUGCUGUAACUUCCACGAAAGAGAGCGACGAUGAUCGACGUGCCCGUCAAAUUCUGGAAGAGACUACUGUACGGACGGAAUCAGGGAGGUUCCAGACAGGCUUGCUGUGUAAGUGCGACCACGUGGAAUUCCCGAAUAGUCGGCCCAUGGCGGAAAACCGGUUCCGCUGUCUCGAGCGCCGCCUAGCAUCAAGGCCCGUCCUAUACAUCAACGUGAAGAUCCAGAUUACACAAUACCAAGCCAAGGGAUACGCACAUAAGGCUAGUCCGGAGGAAUUUGCCAGUUUCGACCCCAAGCGGACCUGGUUUCUGCCGUUGAACGUCGUUACAAACCCAAGGAAGCCGAACAAGGUUCGAUUAGUGUGGGACGCGGCCGCUAAAGUCCAAGGGCACUCGUUCAAUUCUGCUCUUCUUUCUGGUCCGGACUUCCUCUUACCGCUUCCGGCGGUUCUGUCUUCGUUUCGCCAGUUUGAGGUGGCCAUCAGCGCUGACAUCUGCGAGAUGUUCCACCAGAUCUUGAUUCGGCCUGAGGACCGAUCGGCACAGCUGUUCCUGUGGCGGGACGAUCCCUCCAAGCCCUUCGAGGUGUUCGUCAUGGACGUAGCAACGUUCGGCUCCACCUGCUCACCUUCUGCAGCUCAAUUCGUCAAAAAUCGGAAUGCCGAAGAGUUUUCCGAAGAGUUUCCGCGGGCAGCGGAGGCAAUCACGAAACGCCAUUAUGUAGACGAUUUUCUGUGCAGCGUGGACACCGAGCAGGAAGCAGUGGAGCUAGCAGAACAGGUCAAGUUAGUGCACUCCAAGGCCGGAUUCGUGAUUCGAAAUUGGCUGUCGAACUCUAGUUACGUUCUCACACGGGUCGGGGAACAGCCAACAGAAAUGAUGGAAAAAGUUUGGAUUGACAGGUCCGACGCUUACGAACACGUUCUCGGAAUGGUCUGGAAGCCUGAACCGGAUGUCUUUGUUUUUCAAGGUGUUUUCCGAGAAGAAAUCCAGGCUCUACUUUCGGAUGGCGCUGUUCCAACCAAACGAGAAGUUCUGCGCACUGUGAUGAGCAUCUUCGACCCCAUCGGACUGGUAGCCAUCUUCGUCAUCCACGGAAAAGUGCUUGUGCAGCAUAUCUGGCGCUCUGGACUUGGUUGGGAUGAACGCAUUGGUGACACACUGCUUGAGCAGUGGAAGCGAUGGGUCAAGUUACUCCAGCAGCUGAAUCAAGUCGAAAUCCCACGUUGCUACUUCCCUGGCUACUCUUCUGAAGGCUACAGAACCGCCGAGCUGCACAUUUUCGUAGACGCUUCCGAGGAAGCCUUUGCAGCCGUAGCAUAUUUCCGAAUCGUUGAAGAAACAAGAGUUCGAUGCUCGUUGGUGUCAGCGAAAACGAAGGUCGAUGAAUGGCGUUGGGUACCAUCGCGUAUGAAUGUCGCUGACGAGGCCACAAAGUGGGGAAAAGGUCUCGAUAUCACCUCCAGCAGUCGCUGGUUCCAAGCUCCAAAAUCUAUACUAUACGAGCACCCGAAUUCGUGGCCACAGCAAACAACAAAAGAAGAGGAGUCUUCGGAAGAACUUCGUCCGAUUCAUCUUCACCUUGAAGUAGCCAGGGAAGAGCUGCUGCAGUACGAACGGUUUUCAAAAUGGGAGCGCCUGGUCCGUGCUGUAUCCUACGUACGCCGGUUCGUGGACAAUCUUCGUUGCAAGGCAAAAAAGCAAUCACCAAGCAACACGGAAUGGUUAAAUCGGGGCGAACUGCUGCGUGCGGAGACAACCGUCUUCAAACAAAUCCAGCACGAGGCUUUCGGGGACGAGCUUGUUAUUCUGAAGAAAAACCAAGAACUUCCCGCUGGUGAACAACAGAGACUUAAGAAAACUAGCAAGAUCCUCAAACUUUCACCCUUUCUGGACGAGCAAGGUGUCAUACGGAUGGACGGCAGGAUUGCAGGUGCACAACAGGUGUCCUUCGAUUUCAAGUUCCCGGUCAUUCUUCCCAAAGGACAUGAGGGAACAAAGCUUCUUGUCGAUUGGUAUCAUCGGCAGCACAAGCAUUGCAAUCCUGAAACUGCGGUCAACGAGAUGCGCCAGAAGUUUCAUGUGUCGGAAAUGAGAGUUGUUUUCAAGCAGGCCGGAAAACAUUGCCAGUGGUGCAAGAUUUACAGGGCAGCGCCGGAGAUCCCGAGAAUGGCUCCGCUUCCACAAGCAAGGACGGUGUCACAUGUGCGACCAUUCACCUAUGUCGGCGUUGACUACUUCGGGCCGAUGCUGGUUAAGCAGGGACGUAGCGAGGUAAAACGUUGGGUCGCGUUGUUCACCUGCUUGACCAUCCGCGCAGUGCAUCUUGAGGUGGUGCAUAACCUGACUACAGAGUCCUGCAAGAUGGCGGUAAGGCAAUUCGUCGCACGGAGGGGGGCUCCGAGGGAAAUUUUCAGCGAUCGGGGAACCAACUUCGUGGGUGCAAGCCGCGAUCUGAAGGAAGAGCUGAAGAGAAUCAACAGUAACCUCGCCAGUACGUUCACUAAUACGGAUACGCAGUGGCGUUUCAAUCCUCCAUCGACACCGCAUAUGGGGGGGUCUUGGGAACGCAUGGUCCGGUCGGUCAAAAGCGCACUGGCAUCAAUUUCCAUAGGGGGCAAGCCGGACGACGAAACCCUUCGCACGUUUUUAAUCGAGGCUGAAUCAAUAGUUAACUCGAGACCACUUACCUACCUGCCAAUCGAGUCCGAGGAGCAACAAGCACUUUCCCCUAAUUGCUUCCUGAUGCUUAGUACUAGCGGAGUAAAUCAGCCGGCAAGGGGUCCAAUCGUUGAAUGUUCGGGUGCGCGCUGCAACUGGGACCUAUGCAAACAACUGCUGGAUAGGUUCUGGAGUCGCUGGGUCAAGGAAUAUCUCCCUACGAUCACCAGGCGCACGAAAUGGUUCAGAGAUCACAAGCCCGUUGAAGUUGGAGAUUUGGUAGUAGUAGUCGAAGACCGUAUCCGGAAUGGGUGGCUGAGAGGACGUGUACUACGUGUGUUUCCGGGACGUGACGGGCGCGUACGGAAUGCUGAAGUGGAGACAGCCAAUGCAGGAGUGCUGGUUCGGUCAAUCGCCAAGCUGGCGGUUCUGAAGGUCGGUAGUACCGCUGAAGAUAACUUCGAGCAAUACGGGUCACGAACGGCGAUAAACCAGCACCCCGUUUCGAAAGGGUCACUCGAUCCACUCGCAGCAUAA